AUGCAAAGUCUCGAGUGGCGCGAUUUGAACGUGUCUUCCAGGCUCCUUCGGCCGAGCCUCUUGCUGACCACCGGUCAGUCGUUUAGUUGGCAUUCCGUCGGAGAUAAUCACUGGGUUGGGGUCUUGGGGAAUAGCGUCUAUGAGAUUAAGGAAAACAAGGACACCACCCUCUACAGAUGCAUUCACGGCGAGGCGAAUGAGGAUAGCUUGUGCGACUAUUUCGACUUGAAACAUGAAUACGCGGUUGACAUGAACAAAAUCUCCAAGGAUGUGCAAAAGAUUUUCCAAGAGCGCCAGGGUGUAAGGAUACUGCAACAGGAGCCUCUAGAGUGUCUAAUCUCCUUUAUAUGCUCCUCAAACAACAACAUUAGCCGAAUUACACGAAUGGUUGGUGAUUUAAAGAGGGAAUAUGGAACGUUUUUGGCCAGUAAACAUUACAAGGAUAAGAAGAUGUCCUUUUAUUCCUUCCCCUCUAUCGCUCAAUUAAAGAGCGUUGACACUGAAACUUUGAGAAAGAUGGGCUUUGGAUACAGAGCUGGUUUUAUAGUAAAGACUGUCGAUAUUUUAAAGUCCCGUGGACUUGACUGGUUGUAUGAUUUGAGAUUGCGUGAUUGUGUCACGUCUAGAAAUGAGCUCAUGUCACUUCCGGGCGUUGGAAGAAAGGUGGCGGAUUGUGUGUUGCUAUUUGGACUUGGCAAGAGAGAGGUGGUUCCAGUUGAUGUUCAUAUCCGUAACAUUUCCCAGAGGCUCUUUGGGAUAAAAUCCGGCAGGACCCUUACGGAUGCACAGUGUGAAGUUAUAACAGACACAUUUAAAAACUUCGCUGGAACUGAUGCCGGGUGGGCACAGGCAGUUUUAUUCAUUGAUAGUGUAGCCAAGUAA
Messenger RNA from Theileria equi strain WA, 882 nucleotides. RefSeq names its product 8-oxoguanine DNA-glycosylase, putative. Gene Ontology annotation, molecular function: damaged DNA binding; 8-oxo-7,8-dihydroguanine DNA N-glycosylase activity. Gene Ontology annotation, biological process: base-excision repair; nucleotide-excision repair; base-excision repair, AP site formation. The record is from RefSeq and is a predicted model, not a curated record. Bases 1 to 882 code for a protein of 293 amino acids. NCBI's taxonomy places the organism in Eukaryota, Apicomplexa, Aconoidasida, Piroplasmida, Theileriidae. Gene Ontology annotation, cellular component: nucleus. The transcript is spliced from 6 exons.